AUGGAUCAGUCCAGCUCCAAUCAAAUUACAGAAUCGAAGAACCUUAACUCGGUAACCUUUUCAAGGCAAACUGAGAUGCCGAACCAGAUUGCAGCUGUUAGCCAAACUGAGAUCCCCCACAUGGAUGCUGAUUUGUACAAGACUUUGUAUAGAGGUGAAUCAGUUUCCUCAAAGGGAACAGCUCAAUCUGAAAGGCGACACUCCACUCCACUUCACCUUGCUGCGAGAGAAGGCCAUAGGGCGGUUGUGGAAGCUCUCCUUGAUGCAAAAGCACUUCACUUAGAGAUCGAAAGUGGGGUCGGAACAGACAAAGCGAUGCUGAGGAUGACCAAUAAGGGGAAAGACACAGCCUUGCAUGAGGCGGUGCGGUAUCAUCACUCAAAAGUGGUCAAGUUUUUGAUUGAGGCAGACCCUCACUUCAUCUAUGGUGCUAACAGUAUAGGCUACACUCCUCUUUACAUGGCUGCCGAGAAAGGAUAUGGGGACUUGGUGAAAAUAAUCAUAAACACCAGCCCUUCAUCAGAUCACAAAGGCAUCGAGGGUAGAACAGUUUUGCAUGCCGCUGUACUCUGCCGUCACCAAGCAAUGACAAAGAAGAUACUAGAAUGGAAGCCAAUGCUAAUCAAAGAAGUGGAUGAAAAUGGCUGGUCUCCGCUUCAUUGUGCUGCAUACAUACGUGAUGCCGCAAUUACCAAGCAAUUACUAGACGGAUCAUCACAAGACAAGUCUGUUGAUGAAAAUGGCAAUAAUGUUUUUCACUUCGCCAUGAUGAAGAAGCACGCUUCUCGUUUUGGUAGUGAGUUAUUAAUAAAGGAUGGAUUAAGAGUGAGAGGACUUGUAAAUGAGAAAGAUGCUCAAGGAGACACACCCCUCCACCUGCUUGCUUCUUUCGGAGUUAAUGAUGUAGAAUUCAUAUUGGACAAAACGGUGGAUAAGAUGGAAAGGAACAAAAGAAAGUUGAACUUUUCUGACAAUUUUAUUUCUUCUCGGAAUAAAUUUUCAUGGGGCACAGUAGCCUUUGCGGCAGGCUUCACCUGGCCCGGUGGUUACAGCGACACAGAUGGGAUGGCAAUCUUAACAAAGAAAGCAUCUUUCAAACAUUUGUUGUGUCGGAUACCAUAG
Vitis vinifera (wine grape) is the source of this 1122-nucleotide messenger RNA. RefSeq lists its product as uncharacterized. The coding region runs from base 1 to 1122 and encodes 373 amino acids. The record is from RefSeq and is a predicted model, not a curated record. Gene Ontology annotation, molecular function: protein binding. Lineage: Eukaryota; Viridiplantae; Streptophyta; Magnoliopsida; Vitales; Vitaceae. The transcript has 4 exons.